This is a messenger RNA of Alternaria rosae, 2367 nucleotides long. RefSeq names its product major facilitator superfamily domain-containing protein. The record is from RefSeq and is a predicted model, not a curated record. NCBI's taxonomy places the organism in Eukaryota, Fungi, Ascomycota, Dothideomycetes, Pleosporales, Pleosporaceae. The transcript is spliced from 3 exons. Gene Ontology annotation, biological process: transmembrane transport. Bases 217 to 1950 code for a protein of 577 amino acids. Gene Ontology annotation, molecular function: transmembrane transporter activity.
CGCGUGAUCCCAGCUUGAAAUCUGCACAGCAAACUGCAUCUUGCAGCCUCCCGCAUUCAAGAACCCCAUCAUCAAAUCGCGCCCCUAUAGAGUUAUCUGACAUCCUUGUGUAGUCUCGCGCGUUAGUUUUGACAUACACAACAACAACCCUGCGCCAAUGCAUGCGAAAGCUUGCAGUAACAACUCGGCCUCACAGAGGUAGCACAUUCCGCGACAAUGCCAUCCAACCGGCCAGGGCUUGAUGCGCGUAGGUCAACGCUUCAUUAUACGACCUUCCCAACUAUUCCCCCUAAGUCUCGCGGCCGACCACCAUCUGACGCCCCAUCCGGUCAAGAUGGCAACCGCUCCGAAGAUGGCAGCCAUACUCACCACGAUUCGCCCCUACCGACGAAGCAGCUCAUCGUACUAGCUGUCAUAGCUCUCGCCGAGCAGACGGCCCUCAACUCGAUAGGCCCUUAUCUGCCAGAGAUGACGAAAUCAUUUUCCGCAGUUAAGGAUGGGCAGACUGGUCUAUACGUCGGACUCAUCGCGUCGUCUUUCGCGUUGGCGCAAUUUACUACAAACUUCUUUUGGGGCUGGUUGUCGGAUAAGAUCGGACGAAAGCCGGUAAUAAUCAUGGGUACAUUUUUGACCAUGUGCUGUUUUCUGGCUUUUGGCUUCUGCAGAGAGUUAUGGCAGGCUAUACUCGUGCAGGCCCUGAUGGGCUUUGUCAACGGAAAUUCCGGCGUCGUGUCGACGUGUUUGGGCGAGAUUACGGAUCGAAGCAACCAAUCGCGCGCCUUUACCUAUCUGCCUGUCGUCUACGGUAUCGGUGGCAUAACAGGACCGAUCGUGGGAGGACUCUUGGUGCUCUACCAGAACCCGUUCAACAAGAGCCAGUCGAAUCCCUACCCAUACCUCCUUCCGAACCUCUUCUCGGCCCUCGUCCUCGCGAUAGACCUGAUAGUGUGUAUGCUCUUCUUGGAGGAGAGUUUGGAGGAAGCCAAGAAUCUGCCACCUCUUGGAAAGAGACUGGGCAACUUGUUCUCGUGGAUGUGGCAGUUCACGAGCUCCACGCGACCCACCUACGUACGCCGCCUACUAGGCAAUCACAAGAACCACAACUCGCACGAUGAUUUGGAUGAUAUGGACGAGGAUGUCGCGUCCGACGCUUCUGGAGAGUCUGCGCCUACACUUUUCCCACACAGUAGCGGCGACGAACUCACGCGGAAGGAGAUCUUGAACAGGGACACAGUCCUGCUUCUCAUAACGUACUUCAUAUUCCAACUCGCUAACAUCUCGUACAAUUCCCUAUAUCCCAUUUUCGCGGAAGAGCAACCACCCACCGGACGCGGACUGAAGCCUGAGGCUGUCGGACUAUCUCUGUCUUUCGCAGGCGCCAUCACGAUACUGUUCCAGGUGGGUAUAUUUGGCAGGCUCCGAGGCAAGAUGGGCAACAGGAUGGCGUACAGAGUCAGCUUAGGGCUGUUCAUUGCAGCCUUCGGUCUCAUGCCGUUUGUUGGCUACAAAGAGAGCAAUGGAUACAAAGGAAUUGGUACGGGUGCUGGGUGGUUGUGGUUUGAGCUUGGCGUUGUGCUGGUCAUCAAGACGAUUGCAGGUGUCGGUGGUCUGACAGCUGCACUCCUUAUGAUCACCAACUCCGCACCCAAUCACAACGUGCUCGGCACUCUCAAUGGCCUCGCCCAGACGCUCUCUGCUGCCGGUCGCGCUGCUGGACCCUUCGUGUCAGGUUCGCUUUUCACAGCAGCUACCAAGCUGAAGCCCAAAGGUGAAGCCCUACCUUUUGGCAUCUUCGCUGGCAUCGCACUCCUCGGUUUCCUCCUAAGCUUCGGUAUUCGUGGCGAUGGAUUGGAAGCCGAAGGGUGGAGUGAAGAUGAUAGCGAAGACGAAGAUGAAGAGGAGGAGAUUGGCGAGGGCGCGAAUGAACGGACAGGUCUGAUACGGAAGUGAAAGGUCCGUCAUACCUAGUACACAUUACGGCAUACUUGCAUGGCUAAGGCCCCCCCGAAACUUGUCUAUCAGCGCGGCGUUCACAUGGCGGAUCUAGAAAUUAUUUGCUGAUUGUGGUUUCAGCCAAAUCAAUAUCAAUAUUCUCUGAAGAUGCAUUGUGACAUUUGUUGUAAAUACAAGCAAACAUGGAGUCUUCGACAGAGGACACAUGACAACCUCUGAGAUGUUUCCAUAACUAAGGGAAGCUCGGCAUAUUCACUUAAUAGGCGGCUUCCCUAAAACAUACACGGCCUGCUUUUAGCAUAGCGGUUUGUAGUCUAUUUGAAUGGCUACAGGCGCACUAAAUUCCAUCUAAAAGCGACUGCGAAUACACCGUAGUCAUGAUCAUACUGUUAUAGCCGAACGUUCUCAGUUGCC